Aspergillus brunneoviolaceus CBS 621.78 is the source of this 722-nucleotide messenger RNA. RefSeq lists its product as uncharacterized. NCBI's taxonomy places the organism in Eukaryota, Fungi, Ascomycota, Eurotiomycetes, Eurotiales, Aspergillaceae. The record is from RefSeq and is a predicted model, not a curated record. The coding region runs from base 259 to 654 and encodes 131 amino acids. The transcript has a single exon.
GGGAUGAAGAGGGAAAAGACAAGCCAACUCAGGGUCUUGCGGGGUAAGACUCCGCAGCCACCGCAAGCCACCGCAGCCACCGCAGCCACCGCAGCCAUGUGUUCGGCUGUGGCUGGUGGUCGGGCGGUGGUGGUGGUGGUUGCCUGGUUGGAUAUUGACUGCCUGGAUAAACAACAAAUGAAGAGAUAAUAAUAUAGAAGCUCGCACACAGUUUUUCUAUUUUCCACCGUAUCAGCAUCAGUCACCUUCCUCACCAACAUGUCUCCGUACCUCGCGGUCGCCAUCUUCCAUCCUCGCUAUGGCAACUUCCAGCAUUGGGCCCUCCAUCUUCACUCCGACACCGAGGAUCACCUGUUCGAAGUCGACGGGGAACACCCAGGUUUCACUAAAGUCACUUCCCACGGCCACCCCCGGAAUAUCCCCAUGUACAUCCAGUCAAUCAGGGUCUCGGACAUUGGCAAUGUGGACAUCCCCACUAUCCAGGCUGUCGUGGACGCCGCCCUGGUAGACAACGAGACCCUCGAGUGGGACUGCCAGGACUACGUGCUCGAACUCCUCGAGGGGUUCGAAUGCGAGGCGGUCAUUGAUGAUGAUGACCCCGAUUAUCUCGAGGCAAUCGAGAUUCUUCGCAGUAAGCGGGGUCCGAUCCUAUGAUCCUCGGUCCUAGCGUGCACCGGUGUACAAAGAACGGAGGAACCGACAAAGGAAAGGCACCCAAGAGA